Messenger RNA from Neodiprion virginianus, 990 nucleotides. Its product is annotated as zinc finger BED domain-containing protein 4-like. The record is from RefSeq and is a predicted model, not a curated record. Gene Ontology annotation, molecular function: protein dimerization activity. The coding region runs from base 1 to 990 and encodes 329 amino acids. The transcript has a single exon. Lineage: Eukaryota; Metazoa; Arthropoda; Insecta; Hymenoptera; Diprionidae.
AUGGUGAUAGAAAUAAAAUUAUUCAUUGAUAAAGUUCGCAAAAUUGAGCAAUGGUUCCAUCAGAGCGGAGUUGGUGCAGACCAAUUGAUGAAUUCUCAAAAGGCUGCAAAUGCACCGGAAGGAAAAAUUAAACACAUGAUAGGCGAUGUUUCAACACGGUGGAAUUCUCAAUUGCACAUGCUUGAAAGGUUUUUAGCUAUGAGUGGGACAGUGGGUGGCAUUUUGUUGAAUCACCCUAAUGCUCCGCCUAUAAUUCAAGCUAGUGAAAUUGCUGUACUGAAAGAGGUCGUAAAAAUACUCAAACCGUUUGAAAAAGUAACCGAGGAGAUGUGUAGUGAAAAAUAUGUCAGCGCAAGCAAAGCUAUUCCCAUGAUAAAGUGCUUGAAACAGUAUUUGGAAAAAACAGAUCCAUCACAUGAUUUGGCCAUCCAAUUAAAAAGUUCAUUAUUAAAUGUAUUUAAGAAAAGAUUUGAGCAUAUACAAAAAGUUCAUUUAUUUACUACUGCAACAUUUUUAGAUCUUCGUUUCAAAAAAUUACACCUUGAUGAUGGAGCAUCUUUGACAAGAACUAUAAACUACCUUAGACGAUCCAUUGAAGAAAACCGCGAACCUGAGCAUUGUGCACUGUCAAUAACUUCGGCCGCUGAUGAAGUCGAUAAUGAUGACAUUUGGGAAACCCACAACAAGCUGUUCGUGGAGACUAUGAGAACCAGUCAAAGUUACAGCCAGACAUCCGAAUUAAGCUUGUACAUAGCUGCGCCUCUAAUAGAGUUAAAAGAAGAUGCUUUCGAAUCCUGGAGAAGAUAUGAAGGAGCUUAUCCCCAACUGACACAGUUGGCGUGUAAGCACCUUUUGGUACCGGCUUCUUCGGCUCCAGCAAAGAGAUUGUUCUCCAAAGCUGGCGCCAUAUUAACAAAGACCAAGAGCCGAAUUUUAUCCAAACGGUUACCUAAGCUGUUAUUCCUCAACUCAUUGCCUACGGAUUUCUAG